AUGGAUCAAAAACGCCGAGAUAAUGGACUUCCCGAUGGUUGGCGACGUGAAGAAGUUGUGCGGAAGUCGGGUCUCUCUGCAGGCAAAACAGAUGUAUAUUAUUACAGCCCUGAUGGUAAAAAAAUCCGCAGUAAGCCACAACUAGCCAGAGCUCUGGGUGAUGCCAUGGAACUCAGUGCAUUUGAUUUCAGAACAGGGCGUGUCAAUUUUAAUGCCUGUCGUAAAAGUAAGGGACACAAAGGAUCAUCUUUUGACUUUGCCAGAGGUUGGCAUGAUACCAGCCUAGUACUACCUAUACGACAAACAGCUUCAAUAUUUAAACAACCAGUAACAUUAAUACGAAACAGGCCAGAGAGUAAAACACGAUCAGAUAUAAAACAGGGUGGAGAUCAGCCUGCUCAACCUAGACAGUUAUUUUGGGAGAAGAGACUACAAGGUUUAAAGCCCUGUGAUAAUUCAGAUGAAGUCAUACAGUCCAUGGAUCUACCUAGAAACAUGCAGGGUGUUGGACCUAAUCUAAGUACAGAGAAUAUCUUGCAGAGUAUAUCAGCUGCUCUGCAUAUUGGAACUCUGCCUGUAACUGGUCAACUGGCUAGUAAGGGGUCAAUAUUAAAGAACCCGGGGGUUAAUAUCGACUCAAACCAGCCCCUGAUUCAACAGAUGUUGGUUAGUGACGAAGAUAUUAGAAGACAGGAGAUGAACGUUAAGAUUGCUCGCAGGAAUCUACAAGACGCCAUGAUCAAAGCCUAA
Lottia gigantea (owl limpet) is the source of this 750-nucleotide messenger RNA. RefSeq lists its product as hypothetical. The transcript has 5 exons. NCBI's taxonomy places the organism in Eukaryota, Metazoa, Mollusca, Gastropoda, Lottiidae. Bases 1 to 750 code for a protein of 249 amino acids. Gene Ontology annotation, molecular function: DNA binding. The record is from RefSeq and is a predicted model, not a curated record.